CAGGGGGCGGGGACUGUUAGGUCCGACAGGAAAACUAAAGAAAGGCGAGGAUCUCUAAUAAAACGGUAAAAUAACGUUUACGGGACUAGCUACUCAGAAUAAGACAAGGAUGGCUGCAAUCAGAAAGAAACUAGUGAUAGUCGGCGAUGGAGCCUGUGGCAAGACCUGUCUCCUCAUAGUGUUCAGCAAAGAUCAGUUCCCUGAGGUUUACGUGCCCACCGUGUUUGAAAACUACGUGGCAGAUAUUGAGGUGGAUGGUAAACAGGUGGAGCUGGCUCUGUGGGACACAGCGGGGCAGGAGGAUUACGACCGACUGAGGCCUCUCUCCUACCCAGACACAGACGUCAUCCUCAUGUGUUUCUCCGUUGACAGCCCUGACAGUUUGGAGAAUAUUCCGGAGAAGUGGACUCCUGAGGUCAAGCAUUUCUGUCCCAACGUGCCCAUCAUUCUUGUGGGGAACAAGAAAGAUCUGCGGAAUGAUGAGCACACGCGUCGAGAGUUGGCGAAGAUGAAACAGGAACCGGUGAAGUUAGACGAGGCGAGGGACAUGGCUAACCGGAUCAACGCCUUCGGUUACUUGGAGUGCUCGGCCAAGACGAAGGACGGUGUGCGGGAGGUGUUUGAGAUGGCCACCAGGGCGGCGCUGCAGGCCAAGAGGCGAGGCAAGAAGGGCGGCUGCCUCCUGCUAUAGAGUGUCAGCUCACACAGGAUUGGGAGGGGCGUGGGUGGGUGG
Molecule: messenger RNA, 733 nt
Organism: Perca fluviatilis (European perch)
Lineage: Eukaryota; Metazoa; Chordata; Actinopteri; Perciformes; Percidae
Gene: rhoaa
Product: ras homolog gene family, member Aa
Exons: 5
Coding region: 110-691 (193 amino acids)
Biological process (GO): cell migration; small GTPase-mediated signal transduction; stress fiber assembly
Cellular component (GO): cleavage furrow; dendritic spine
Molecular function (GO): GTPase activity; GTP binding
Source: RefSeq, a predicted model, not a curated record